This is a messenger RNA of Pongo pygmaeus (Bornean orangutan), 984 nucleotides long. Its product is annotated as olfactory receptor 9G4. The coding region runs from base 1 to 984 and encodes 327 amino acids. The transcript has a single exon. NCBI's taxonomy places the organism in Eukaryota, Metazoa, Chordata, Mammalia, Primates, Hominidae. Gene Ontology annotation, biological process: G protein-coupled receptor signaling pathway. Gene Ontology annotation, molecular function: G protein-coupled receptor activity; olfactory receptor activity. Gene Ontology annotation, cellular component: membrane. The record is from RefSeq and is a predicted model, not a curated record.
AUGAUUUUCCCUUCUCAUGAUAGUCAGGCUUUCACCUCUGUGGACAUGGAAGUGGGAAAUCACACCAUCCUGACUGAAUUCCUCUUGUUGGGUUUCUCAGCAGACCCCCAGUGGCAGCCAAUUCUAUCUGGAGUGUUUCUGAUGCUCUAUUUGAUAACCUUGUCAGGAAACAUGACCUUGGUUAUCUUAAUCCGAAUUGAUUCCCACUUACAUACGCCUAUGUACUUUUUCAUUGGCAAUCUGUCAUUUUUGGAUUUCUGGUAUACCUCUGUGUAUACCCCCAAAAUCCUGGCCAGUUGUGUCUCAGAAGAUAAGCGCAUUUCCUUGGCUGGAUGUGGGGCUCAGCUGUUUUUUUCCUGUGUUGUAGCCUACACUGAAUGCUAUCUCCUGGCAGCCAUGGCAUAUGACCGCCAUGCAGCAAUUUGUAACCCAUUGCUUUAUUCAGGUACCAUGUCCACUGCCCUCUGUACUGGGCUUGUUGCUGGCUCCUACAUAGGAGGAUUUUUGAACGCCAUAGCCCAUACUGCCAAUACAUUUCGCCUGCAUUUUUGUGGUAAAAAUAUCAUUGACCACUUUUUCUGUGAUGUACCACCAUUGGUAAAAAUAUCCUGUACAGACACCAGGGUCUACGAAAAAGUCCUGCUUGGUGUGAUGGGCUUCACAGUCCUCUCCAGCAUUCUUGCUAUCCUGAUUUCCUAUGUCAACAUCCUCCUGGCUAUCCUGAGAAUCCACUCAGCUUUAGGAAGACGCAAGGCGUUCUCCACCUGUGCUUCCCACCUCAUCUCAGUCAUGCUCUUCUAUGGAUCAUUGUUGUUUAUGUAUUCAAGUCCUAGUUCCACCUACUCCCUAGAGAGGGACAAAGUAGCUGCUCUGUUCUACACUGUGAUCAACCCACUGCUCAACCCUCUCAUCUAUAGCCUGAGAAACAAAGAUAUCAAAGAGGCCUUCAGGAAAGCAACACAGACUGUACGACCACAAACAUGA